CUAAGAAAUGACAAAAGAUCAUUUUAAUUGUUUUACAUGUCUUUGUUCAGACGCAGUUGUUUUUUGUAUUUUGUCUCAUUUUUGUUGAAAUUUUAACAGAAAUAAAUUAAAAUGUCUUCAAAGAAACUAACCUCAAGAAAUGAGAUCGAUGAUAUGGAAAAACUUGCAAUACUUCUAAGUUUGCCUCACAAAAAUACCUACAAUGCACUACCUGAAGUUGAACGUCCAGCUGGUCUACCGAUAAAUGCAUUGCCAGGUUGGGAAUCAAUUCCUCUACAUUCGAAGCUUCCCAUGCUUAAAUGUCCCAAUAAUCAAGUAAUAUUCACAAAGAAUAAAAUUGGAAGAUCUUAUGAAAACUCACAGCGGGAUUUUGAUUCAGUUUGUCUCAAUGCAAAAAUGGACUACAAUCCUUUGCAUGAUCCACAUUUGGGAAGAUUUUAUUCCAAUGAGAAACUUUUGAAACGUCUUCGAGAAAACGGUGAAAUAACUGAAAACAAUGAUGUCAUUUGUACCUUGAAGGAGUUCAAUGAACAUCGAAUACCUUUGCAUGAAACAUAUCUCUCACUCAUUCGGUCGCAGAGAAAUAAAAUGAGCGAAGAACAACAAGAUAUUCACAUGAUAUCACAUGCUGAACAGAUAGCAGAACGAGAAAAGAAGCUUACUGAAAAAAGUCUAAAAGGCACAAAUUACUUUGGAGAUAUAUCAACGCGAAAAGCCGAAAUUUCUCAAAAACGUGCUCAAAGAAAUCAAGCCAUUGUCGAAAGAAUUUGUGAAAAAGAACAGAAAAUCGAACUACACAAGAAUUUACAGGAAGAAGUUUGGAGACAUAAAAAAGAAUUGAAUAAUUUUCGGAUUAAACAUAUUUUGGAUGUUGGAAUCGAUAUUCAGAGAAAGCGACUUAUUGCACUGAAAAAACAUUUGCAAUACAAAUCAGAUAGACUCAAAAGAAACAUAAAAUCGAUUAAGGAAACAAGUAUGAAAAUGGCUGAGGAAAAAGCUGAGCUAUCUUGGGAGAUGCAUCUUCAAGAAAGAAUUAUGAAGCAUGAGAAAUUGAAGCAAAUAACUAAAGAAAAUGAAAAUGAUAUGAAAGAAUGGAUUGAGAAUCACAGAGUUCAAUAUCAACAAAAAUGGAAUGAAAUUCAACAGCAACUCGAAAAUAGAUGCCGUCGCGGUCAUCAUUCGGAAAAUGUUACAAGAAAAAAGCGUUUAAUAAAGAAAAUACGAUGCAGCCUUGAAAAAUCAAAUGAAGAUGAUUUAAAAAAUCUAACAUCUCAAGACAUUCAUGAUGCCCUUCAAACUGCAAUCGAUUUAGAAAAUCCCCAAAAAUUACAACAUUUCGAUUCAGAUGAUUAUAUUUUCAAAGCAGCCAAAUACAUAUUAGAAGAUAUUCUAGCAAAAUUUGACAAAGAUCUAACCUGUGAAAAGGAAAUUGAAUAUGUACUUUCAAAUCGUAUAAAUAAAUUGUUUACUAAUGUCAAGCAAUAUGUUUUAAAGAGAGCAACCCACAUUAUCUCAACUGACCGUGUAAGUACCGGAUCAAGAAGUAUAAGUUUCCUAUCGACACGAACAAAAAGAUACUCAUUGGCAAAAGGUGUUUCAUUCAAUAGCUUUUCGACCUUAAUUGGAACUGGAAGCUAUGCUUUGAAUGAAGGUGGUGUUAAAUUAACAACUGGAAGACCACCAACUCCAGCAGGCUCUUUAACAUCAGUCGUCAUUGACCCUGACGACGAUGAUAAUGAAGAUGACAAUGCCAACAAUCUAACUAAGAAAAGAAAAAGUCUCCAUCAGCUGUCUCGAGAUCAACGUAUUUUCGUUGAACAUUUGUUUAUAAAGUUCAAACGAGAGCUAAUUGUGGGUGUUGGAAAGCAAGUUAUGGCAGCAAUUGAGUGUCAUAAAAAGAACAAGAUACUGAGAGUAAGAAAGGAACUACAAGAUAUUGACAAACAAUUCCUCGUGAAAUUAAUGACACGCUCAAUUUUAAGCUAUGCCAUUAACAAUUGCAACUUUCAUUCAAACAUAUUACUUUGUCAAUAUGCUUUGGCAGGAGAUAUAAUUCUUUUACUGCAAAAAGGUCUUUUAAAACCAAAACGUGAUCCUAGGGUUAUUGUACAACCACGUUCUAGAUGCGUUUGUGUAUUGGCACCACCAUUUUCAACAUAUUGCAGAUGAAUUUAAAUGGAAAUUAUAAUCAUAGUUAAUAGUGCUUACCGUUUUUUUUUUUAGAGAAAAUGUUAAAUUUGUUGUUGAAAAACACUGGCAAUUUCACAAAAUAACAAACGUGUAUUUUUACAAAUUUACCAAUUUGAAACCAAAACAAAAUAAACUCUGCGAAAAUAAAUGCACUGCUGUCAAAAUAGAUGUCAGAAAAAUUGA
Episyrphus balteatus (marmalade hoverfly) is the source of this 2373-nucleotide messenger RNA. RefSeq lists its product as uncharacterized. The transcript has 8 exons. NCBI's taxonomy places the organism in Eukaryota, Metazoa, Arthropoda, Insecta, Diptera, Syrphidae. The record is from RefSeq and is a predicted model, not a curated record. The coding region runs from base 112 to 2169 and encodes 685 amino acids.